CACUUGCAAAGUCAUCCCCACGCCGCCGCCGCACAACACCGUCAAUCUCUCUUCAAUAUGGGGAUUGAUCUCAACCGGCAUCAUGUUCGAGACGGGCACCGCAAGGUCCCUAAGUCCACGAAUCCAUACGUGAAGCUUUUGGUCCGACUGUACAAGUUCCUCGCUCGCCGCACUGAUUCCCCUUUCAACAAGACCGUCCUCCGAAGGCUCAUGAUGUCCAAGAUCAACCGCCCGCCUAUGAGCUUGUCGAAGAUCGUUGCGACCGCCGCCAACAAGCAGUCCAAGGACGCUCACGAGGGCAAGACCAUCGUCGUGGUUGGAACUGUCACUGAUGAUAACCGCCUUUACGUGGUCCCCAAGCUCUCCGUUGCCGCUAUGCGCUUUACCUCAACUGCCCGCGCCCGUAUUGAGAAGACCGGCGGCGAGUGCCUCACCAUGGACGAGGUUGCCUUGAGGGCCCCGACUGGUGCCAACACUCUCCUUCUCCGCGGACCUAAGAACUCCCGUGAGGCCGUCAAGCAUUUCGGAUUUGGCCCACAUUCGCACAAGAAACCUUAUGUCGAGAGCAAGGGACGUAAGUUCGAACGCGCUCGUGGCCGCAGAAGGUCUAGGGGUUUCAAGGUCUAAGCGGUGUUGGGAACAUAUGGUUUAUUUGGCUCGUCGGCUUGGGCAUGGUCAGCGGGAUUCCUUCACAUGGCGCGUAUCAUGUCCGGCGAUGGCUCCUUUACGGAUUACAAAAAUGAUACUCCACAUCCAGAUAUGCAAUGAAAGUGGUCGUAAACUCUUG
This is a messenger RNA of Lindgomyces ingoldianus, 787 nucleotides long. Its product is annotated as ribosomal protein L18e. The coding region runs from base 58 to 627 and encodes 189 amino acids. Gene Ontology annotation, molecular function: structural constituent of ribosome; RNA binding. The record is from RefSeq and is a predicted model, not a curated record. NCBI's taxonomy places the organism in Eukaryota, Fungi, Ascomycota, Dothideomycetes, Pleosporales, Lindgomycetaceae. The transcript is spliced from 7 exons. Gene Ontology annotation, biological process: translation. Gene Ontology annotation, cellular component: ribosome; cytosolic large ribosomal subunit.